AUGAACUUUGGCAUCAUCAAUAAUCGUCGACCAGAUGCGCGGCCUUCGUCCGUCAACGCGCUUCUGGAAGAUCCUCGAAUGCGAGAGAUUGCCAAGCAAAUGGGGCUUCAGCCCAAAGAUUUUGGUAACGAGGCUAAGGCUCUUUGGAGCACUCUCAACAAGUUAUCCACGUCGGAUCCAAAACGUUAUCAGUCUUUUAUAAAUGAGCAGUUGCAGGAUGGCCCCCCGCCUUCCGAGUCACCAUCUCAUGAAUGUUUAAAAGAUGCGGCACCACCGCGGUUCUUCACUCCUGAUCCAGGCUACGUGGUCAAGUGCAUGAUGUAUCACACGAUCAAAUGUCAACGAAAAGUGACCAAACUCUUUCUCAAUAUCUGCGGUCACAAGCUCAUUGAUGUCCCUAAUUAUCCAAAUUCUGGUCGUGAAGUACCCGAAGAUACGCGUGUUAUACCCAAUACCAACAACUUGCAAGUGCCUCUUGUUGUAGGCAAGUUACGCGAGCACUGUAACAACAGUGGUGAGCUCUGCUGUGUCAUUGAUGUCGUCGUAAACCCGUGGGUUCUUCGCCGCAGUGAUUGGGAUGCAAAUUUCAAGCGGGAAGUUAUGAAGCUCGCAAUUCAGUGGGUUCAAGAAGACGCUAACGUAACUCUUGUUAUACCGUCGGGAAAGUUUAUCAAAGCACGGUACAAAAGCGGUGUGAUGGUGGGUAACGAGAUCAUUACGUCCAAAUUCCGAAUAGAAGACGCAGACAAGACCAAACAACGAAUAGAAUCACCAGGGGAUCUCCUUAAGCAAAUAAAGUUUGAUGAAACGAAGGCGGACGAGAAGUUAGUCAUCGAGCCGCCAAAACAGGCUCGUUCUGAUCAAAAGCAAAGUAUGACCCUUCAUGCCUCUACGCUUGAUGAUUCUUUAAACUCACCGAAAUUGGUGAUGAAAGCUGGCACAGGCAUCGAAAAGAAAAAAGUUUUGAUCGAGGAAUUACCGUCACCUCCGACCAAAAAUCAGACAGCACUCGGCAUCUCUACACCCUCAAAGACAGCAAACUCACAGCACAAAAGAAAAAGCAAAAGUGCGGUUAAGCGAGGAUUUCUUAACUCGACAACGUCACAGCUGUAUCCAAUGGGAUCAAAUGAAGGCCGCCCAUCGUCAGCGUAUGUCAACCUAUUAAGUCGCAGUAAGGUCGUGGAUUUGACCGGGAUGGAUCAGCAACAGAAAUCAAAACAAGAUGAACACGAAGAAGCAAUGAACUUUUUGAAACCAGCAAGGACUGCCGAGACGACUAAGAAGCAUUCUGUGACAGCAUCUGAAGAAAUUGACCACGGGGAUCACAUUUUUGAGCAGCUGUGCGAGCAAGCUGAGUCAGACUUCGGAUUCAAGCAAACUCCUUCGCAACACAAUGGCAGCAACGAUACAUCAUACAGUGACCAACUUUUUGGCGAGGGAUUCGAAGAGCUUGCGAAACUAUUGGCACCGUAA
Molecule: messenger RNA, 1473 nt
Organism: Plasmopara halstedii
Lineage: Eukaryota; Oomycota; Peronosporomycetes; Peronosporales; Peronosporaceae
Exons: 1
Coding region: 1-1473 (490 amino acids)
Cellular component (GO): cytoplasm
Source: RefSeq, a predicted model, not a curated record